GAAGUUUAAGUUUGGCUGUGAUAUGAGUUAGAUGGUGAUUAUUCUUAAGAGUUGUAAAGAGUUUAGUUGUUGAGUUAGUAAUUAGUGUCAAAGUGUAUAGUUACGUGGAAUAAAAUUAUUGCUUUGUUAAUUAGACCUUGAUUUUGGAACAAACGAACAACGAACCCAAGAUUUCUGUCCCGUAAGCCAGAGCCGUGACACUAUGGUUAUCUGAUUGAAAUGUUAUCAAAGUUAAUGAAACGAACUUUGCAGACAAAAAAUGGUUGGAAUCGCUUCAAUCCGUUUGGCACAAGAGAGAAAAGCAUGGCGCAAAAACCACCCUCCCGGAUUCGUGGCACGCCCUUCGAAAAAUGCUGACGGAUCUUUGAAUUUGUUGAAUUGGGAAUGCUCCAUUCCUGGAAAGAAGGGCACCCUAUGGGAAGAGGGCCAUUACAAACUUAGAAUGUUGUUCAAAAAGGAUUACCCUAGCAGUCCACCGAAAUGUAAGUUCGAACCACCGCUAUUCCACCCCAAUGUUUACCCCUCAGGAAUGGUAUGUUUGUCGAUUUUGGAGGCGAAAAAAGAUUGGCGUGCAGCCAUCACUAUUAAACAAAUUUUAUUUGGUCUUCAAGAUAUGUUGGACGAACCGAACCUUGCGGAUCCAGCCCAAAAGGAAGCUUACAGAAUUUAUUGUCAAAAUCGUUCGGAGUAUGAGGAACGAGUCAGGGCACAAGCUCAAAAAUAAUACUGCAUACUGGAGGAGUAUAUUAUACAGAACUUUAUUGAAUCAUUUUUGAAAAAACAAAAGUCUCACAGAAAAGUGGCAUAAUAAAGUAAUUGAGGACAUUUUCAAAAAAAUAAUUAUGAUCUGCUCACGUAAUUUUCGACAUGUUCAUCUUAGUCUUGAAAGUUUUGUUGUAAUAUUUAAGUUAGUCUUAAGCAUUUAUUUAACAAAUUUAUAUCCUCUGCUGGUAAUAAGUAAAACAAUGUACCCACUAUUUCUAGGACAUUCAAUAAGUACCUAUCAAAAUAUCAUUCUUUAAGAUUUUUAUAUCACAAUAAUCCUCAAUAUUAAAUUUCUUAAAAAC
Ceutorhynchus assimilis (cabbage seed weevil) is the source of this 1067-nucleotide messenger RNA. NCBI's taxonomy places the organism in Eukaryota, Metazoa, Arthropoda, Insecta, Coleoptera, Curculionidae. The record is from the annotation of a GenBank genome assembly.